UAAUUAUGUUCUCUCAGACUCUGGAAGGAAUAAUUUGUCUUUAGAAUAAAUGGACAGCCAUAGCUGCUCAGAAAUGCAGAACAGACUUUUUCUUUUUUAAAAGCACAAAAAUAUGAGAAAAGCUAAGCCACCUGUUCAAUACCUCUUCAGUAUGAACAUUCAAAUGCAAUUUCACUUAUUUGCAAUAUAUUACAUAAAUUCUGUAAAUGUAUAAAUUGCUCUGGAUAGGAGUGUCUGCUAAAUGCCUGUAGUGUAAUGUAACGUAAAUACCAUCUCUAUAAUCAAGGUAAAAUAAAGAAAUAAACACUGCUGUGCACAAAAAUACAAAAUAAUUAACAACAGACACCAGCGUAAUAAUGGAUUUUUUGGGCUUCAUUGACUGUGUGAGACACGGCUGUGAAUUUUUACAGGUCCGUUCCCCAGACCCCAAAGUAUUUCAGAUCCACGUGUGAGGUCCUGGGUACUCUCUCCAGACACAGAAAGACAACGUGAAACAGCGACAGACCAUCGACCCAACAACACCCCAGGGUCCUCCUCAUCGCCAACACUUCAGAGGUCUACCUGCAUCGCACAAACCAGCUUGAAGAUGGACGCUUCGAUCCUUCACGGACUUAUCUCCAUUUUGAUUUUUCAGCCUUGCGAGUCUCAUGAUGGUGCCACUGCAACCCCUUUGGUCUUUGACUUGAAUGCCCCACUGGCAGUGAUCUCGCAGGAAGAGGGGAAGAUCACAGAUUUGGCACAGACAGCCCGAACAGGAGCUAACGUUACCGUGGAUACAGACACAAAAAUGAAGGCCUCAGAGACCACAGAAGCUGAAGAAAAAGCCCCGGGUGACACGUACGUGCCAGUGAGGUCACGAGGCUCUGAGGUCAUCGACCUACAUGGAGAGAGCAACGCUGGGGCGGCUGAGACAAAUGACCUCGGCCAGAUCAGCACGUCCAAAGACCGACUCCUGAACACAGGCGCAUCGGCCGGGCAAGAGCGACCUGCAGCCGUUCCCCCUUUCCGCGACUCGGACGAGGCUAACAAGAAGCGUGAAUCUGCAGAGUCUGAGCUUGAUGUGGCAGAUCUCGAAACUUGGAGGAUUGGCGCAAUUUCUGUAGUAGCAACUCUUUCUCUGGGAAUCGUUAUUGCAGUUUACUGUCACAAGUUCCGAAAAAGAACAGUUAGACAGGAAGUUCCAGUGAAAAACACAGAGGACAGAGAGGCAGCAGAGACGAUAAACAGGGAGUCCAACAAGAACAUAGUGACUGCUGGGGACAGCUGUGUGAUAGGGAACGUGUCAAACGAAUCCUCAGAUCUGACAAUGACCAAACAAGAGGCAAACCUGCCAGACAUUUCUUGGGAUUGUCCCACGGAGGCUGCCAGUUCUCAUGAUCCAUCUUAAGAUGUCAGAAACUUUGUGGUUUAGAUAUUCCCCUCUGCUAAGUCAUUUUUUUUAUUCCAGUAUGUCUAGGAAAUGUAUGUUGCAUGGUGUUUGAGCUAAUCUAAAUAAAGUAUAUCCCAUGUGGAUAUAGCUACUUUUAUUUGGUUUGAACACAUGAAAAUAGCUUUAUAUGUAAUCCUGUAUGAAAAUCAUAAAACCCUUCCAUAUUAAGAAUACUCCCAACAAAUUCAAUUAAACAUUGGGAUCUUGGUCAGGUCUGUGAGUUCCAAGCAAAAUUACCAGCAUAUAGUGUAUGACAUCAUUCUCAUUUUGAGUAAAUAUUGUUGUUGAUGUUACCCCACUUUUGGAUCAAGGUACGCCAUACAGUUUAGUUUUUCAAGUGAUUAGUCCUGUGUUUAUCUUUCUCAAAGUGACACCUAACAAGAAACCUGUAAAACGAAUUUAUUUAUUUAUCAUUUCAACAUGAAUGCUUCCGAAUAAGACAGGUGAAUUGUCAUGGUUUUUCAGCUGUAAAUGUUAUGCAUUUUAUAUUUUGUGUGCUUUUUCUGCAGUGUAGGUAAGCUUAAGCAUUGAAAAACAGUUCUUCACUUGAGAAUUUAAUUACUUCAAAACAGCUCAUUAAAAACUUUCAGGCUGAACUGGUAACAUACAGAUUAAUGUCGCGAUAAUGUGAAAACAGAUCAAGCAUUCCUGUUUCCACGCAUCAAUAAAACAUUGCCAUUGAUUAAUCUGUGAGACAUAAAUUAGAUUGUGUUCGGCGUGAUAUGAACAGAGCAGCAUGACAAACGAGGCAUGAAAGCCAUUAUUUAUGUUUUCUGAAAAUAAAAACGUUGUUAUCUUACUGAAUAAAAAUAAACCAAUUAAAAUAACUGUGAAUAAAGCAAUCGCAUUGCACGGCAACGCAGCAUUUGGUAACUAUACCAACGUCUCUCCCAAGAUAUGCACAAUAAAUCAAUUGUAUCAAUGUAUAUAUUAGCACUUUAUGCUGUUGAUAAUGUCAAA
This is a messenger RNA of Anguilla rostrata (American eel), 2389 nucleotides long. RefSeq lists its product as uncharacterized. The record is from RefSeq and is a predicted model, not a curated record. Bases 587 to 1387 code for a protein of 266 amino acids. NCBI's taxonomy places the organism in Eukaryota, Metazoa, Chordata, Actinopteri, Anguilliformes, Anguillidae. The transcript has 6 exons.